Molecule: messenger RNA, 2273 nt
Organism: Amyelois transitella
Lineage: Eukaryota; Metazoa; Arthropoda; Insecta; Lepidoptera; Pyralidae
Product: apyrase
Exons: 11
Coding region: 137-1759 (540 amino acids)
Biological process (GO): AMP catabolic process
Cellular component (GO): plasma membrane
Molecular function (GO): nucleotide binding; 5'-nucleotidase activity; metal ion binding
Source: RefSeq, a predicted model, not a curated record
UCUUUCAUUCAUAUCGUUACUCAGACUAAUUUCUUCAGUAUUAGUCAGUACAAAACUUGCUUUCGAUAGAAGUGAACGUCAGCGAAUUGUAACGCGACCGUGUAAUCUUGAGCAUGUAAACAUUGCGUGAAUAAAAAUGAGUUUGAUUGGUUUCAAGUUGUGCUUAGUGUUAGCGUUUAGUAGUGUUUCGGUUCACAGUAUUGCUUUACCAUUUGAAGGACUUUAUGAUUUAGAUAUAAUUCACUACAACGACUUUCAUGCAAGAUUCGAAGAGACCUCAGUAGCGUUCCCAACAUGCAGAUUCAACAACAAUUCUUGCCUCGGCGGCUUUCCUCGUCUGUACCACGAGAUCCAGGUCCUCCUGCGGGAGAAACCUGACGCCCUACUCCUGAAUGCCGGGGACAGUUUCCAAGGAACCUACUGGUAUACGCUCCUGAAAUGGAAUAUCACGCAGCAGUUCAUGAAUUUGCUGCCACAUGACGCUCAUGCAAUUGGCAACCACGAAUUUGACGACGGGCCCGAAGGUCUUGCUCCGUACCUGGCGGCUCUCAAAGCACCAGUUUUAGCAGCCAAUAUGGACAGUGCCAACGAACCCUCGCUUCAGGGAUUAUACAGACCUUCUCUAGUGGUAGAAAGGAAGGGAAGAAAGAUUGGAAUCAUCGGGCUUAUUACCACCGAUACCAAACAAUUAUCAUCACCAGGUAAUGUGGUGUUCACUGACCCCGGAGAGGCGACCAGAAGGGAAGCCCUGGCUUUGACAGAACAAGGAGUGGAUAUCAUCAUCCUCCUGUCACAUUGUGGCCUGUUUGUUGAUAAACAACUAGCGAAAGAUCAUGGAGAGUACAUAGACGUGAUAAUCGGAGGUCACACACACUCGCUGCUGUGGAACGGACCCUCGCCCAGUGGGGAGGCUGUGGCUGGUCCGUACCCUGUGUUUAUUGAGAACUCCGCGUCCGGGAAGGAGGUGAUGAUAGUCCAAGCAUCAGCAUUCACCAAGUACAUGGGUAACCUGACGCUAUCCUUCGACUACCUUGGGCGAUUGAUCCAGUGGCGUGGAGGUCCCAUCUUCUUGAACAGAUCUAUAGAAGAAGACCUUGAAAUCAAGUCUAAACUAGAACCGUACGCGAAACUAGUUCACGAAGCCGAGAACGUCAAGAUUGGAGAAACAGAAGUGUUCAUGAAUUUCGAGGAUUGUGUCUUUGGAGAGUGUUUGCUGGGAGACGUUCUAGUCGAAGCUUUGAAUGAAUAUGGAAAAUCACACGUGAAUUCUAGUUAUGAAUUCUUAUCAUUUAUUCAAAGAGGAAACAUUAAAGCUUCGAUACCCAAAGGAAGUAUAACCCGCGGUAUGCUAUUUGAGUUGCUACCAUUCAAUGACCGAAUAGAAUCGUUUGAAAUCCAAGGAAAAUAUAUUCUCCAAGCCCUGGAAAGGAGUGUGAGUGAUGCGUGGGCCUAUCAUCCGUUUAAGGGACCCUGGGUUCUUCAAGUAUCAGGUCUACGAGUUAAUUACGACCUAACCAAACCAGAAGGGCAGCGCAUAUCAACAGCAUUUGUCGGUCAGAAUGCUACUCCACUGAAUGAAGAGCAAGUUUAUCAAGUCACUAUACCUGCGUUUUUGGCUGAUGGCGGAGACGGAUUUUCUAUGUUCAGAGAAGGCAAGAAAAAUGUGAAGGUGAUUGGGCGAGACCAGGGGGCGUUGCUAGCAUACAUCAACAAAUAUUCACCAUUGAAUCCAAAACUUGACGGAAGAAUUACUUUGUAAUUACAGCCUUAUUCCGACAUGUUCAUUACGUUAGUUAGUAAAGUGAACGUGUAAAGUAGGUAUAUAACCUUAAAAUUAUUGUACAGUCUGCAGCAUAUCAAUCUACCUAAAUUCACUGCAAAUUUGUCUCUAUUACCAAUGAAUAGAGCUCCAGGCAGGGUAACUUGAUAUGCGGUUCACUGUAUGUUCCUAUACUUGUAUAAUUUUGUAUGAAUGUCACUAUAAAAGAACAGAAAUGUGGAAGUAUACGCAAGUUGCAUUUAUUUUCGUCGUUUGCACAUGACUUUAUUCUAUUGUAUUACUGCCUAGUGUGAUUUUAAAGUGACUGCACUUACGAAUUUACAAAACUUAUUCAUAAAAUUCUAUCAUUAAGCCACACAGCUGAACGUGACCUCUGUCUACCCCGCAAGGGAUACCUAUAGACAUGAUUAUAUAUAUUAUAUGAAUAUUCAUAAAAUGCAUUACACUGUUAUAUUUUUUUUAAAGUACCUUUUUGUUAUUGUGGUAAGAGUUU